AUGGCGAAAUACACAACCUUCGUUGCCCUUCUCUUCUGUCUUCUCCUUAUCGCUGCUACUAAUUCACACAGUAGUAUCUACAUUCUGAAAAAUAGCGCGGCAGAAGUAAACAGUUUGCCUCUAUAUGAUCUUUACCAUUCAACUACAUUGCCUUCAAAACAAAAUCAUGUCGACCCCAAUGCCAACCCCAAGGGUGACGAGAAGCAAAAAAUCAAAGAUCUCGAUCCCAGGAUAGCACUUGUGGGGCCUAAUGGAGCUGGAAAGAGCACACUGCUUAAGCUGAUGAAAGGGGAUUUACUCCCCACUGAUGGCAUGGUUAAGCGGCAUAACCAUCUAAAAAUUGCGCAGUACUAUCAGCAUUUGGCUGAGAAGCUAGACAUGGAUAUGUCAGCUCUUCAGUACAUGAUGAGAGAGUACCCUGGGAAUGAAGAGGAGGAGAUGAGGGCAGCAAUUGGGAGGUUUAGCCUCACAGGUAAAGCUCAAGUAAUGGCUAUGAAGAACUUGUCGGAUGGUCAACGUAGAAGGGUGAUUUUUGUGUGGUUGGCUUAUAGGCAACCUCACAUGCUGUUGCUGGAUGAGCCAACCAACCAUCUUGAUAUCGAGACAAUUGACUCACUAGCAGAGGCAUUGAAUGAAUGGAAUGGUGGGAUGGUUCUAGUUAGUCAUGAUUUUAGGCUCAUAAACCAGGUUGCCCAUGAGAUAUGGAUAUGUGAAAAUCAGGUUGUGACGCGACGGGAGGGUGACAUCAUGGACUUCAAGAAACACUUGAAAAAGAGGGCCGGAUUGCGCGGCUGA
Messenger RNA from Nicotiana tabacum (common tobacco), 795 nucleotides. The record is from RefSeq and is a predicted model, not a curated record. Lineage: Eukaryota; Viridiplantae; Streptophyta; Magnoliopsida; Solanales; Solanaceae.